Molecule: messenger RNA, 1683 nt
Organism: Aspergillus nidulans FGSC A4
Lineage: Eukaryota; Fungi; Ascomycota; Eurotiomycetes; Eurotiales; Aspergillaceae
Product: uroporphyrinogen-III C-methyltransferase
Exons: 2
Coding region: 1-1683 (560 amino acids)
Biological process (GO): sulfate assimilation; siroheme biosynthetic process
Molecular function (GO): uroporphyrin-III C-methyltransferase activity; methyltransferase activity
Source: RefSeq, a predicted model, not a curated record
AUGAAGGAUGCAUCAGAAAGCGCAGCACAAAUACCGCUGCUUGCUUCUAUAAAUGCAGAAUCUCAGGUGCAUCUUAUUGUUGGGGCGAAUCCUCUUGCUGCAGCUCGUUGCACCAAAAGCGUGCAAGCAGGAGCCAAACCAGUAGUCAUCUCGCCCGAUCCUGGAAGUCUGCAAUAUACUUUGGCGGCGCAUUUUGAAAAUGGCAAUGCGAAGUGGGUUCAGAGGGAGUUUGAGGAUGCCGAUUUGACGACCUUAGGGAGGGAAGAGGUGGAUCAUGUUGUGGACAUGGUCUUUGUUACCCUUGGUGGAAAUCACCCAUUGAGCUCUCAUAUAUCCAAACUAUGCCGGCGGCUCAGGAUCCCAGUGAAUGUUUCUGAUGCUCCAGAUCUUUGCACAUUCAGCUUGCUUUCCACCUAUUCGGAUGGCCCUCUUCAUGUCGGAAUCACGACUUCGGGACGGGGCUGCAAGCUAGCGGCACGAUUGAAGAGAGAGAUAGCAGCCACUCUCCCUCCCAACCUUGGCAAUGCCAUAGAUAGGUUAGGGACGAUUAGGAGACGUCUCUGGGAGGAAGAUUUUGCUGCGGGAUUGUGUGAUGCGGUCUUCGACAUCGACGAUGACGACGCGACUGGACAAAAACAUACAUUCAACAACUUAGUGACAGAGUCUGAUGUGAACGCAGCCAAAACCAGACGUAUGCGCUGGCUAUCCCAAAUUUGCGAAUAUUGGCCACUUCGCAAACUUGCGGCCAUUGAUGAUUCGGACAUUGAUAAGAUCCUCCAGGAAUACAGCGCAGGCACUGUGAAGAGCACUGAUACGAACGGCACCUUUAUUGAGAAGAAGGGCAAAAUCGUACUCGCCGGUUCAGGUCCUGGGCACCCAGAUUUACUCACUCGGGCCACAUACAACGCCAUUCAAUGUGCCGAUAUCAUCUUGGCUGACAAACUUGUGCCUGCUCCUGUGCUGGAACUGAUUCCGCGACGAACAGAGGUUCAUAUCGCGCGCAAAUUUCCAGGAAAUGCUGAUCAGGCGCAAGAGGAGUUUCUCCGCAUGGGCUUGGAUGCACUUAAAAAGGGCCGCAAGGUGCUUCGCCUGAAGCAGGGUGACCCUUAUCUGUACGGGCGAGGAGGCGAAGAGCUUGAGUUUUUCCGCGCUGAAGGCUUUACGCCAGUUGUUUUGCCGGGCAUCACCAGCGCUCUGAGCGCUCCAUUGUUUGCGGAAAUUCCUGCAACCCACCGAGGGGUAGCUGACCAGGUUUUGGUGUGCACAGGCACAGGAAGAAAAGGCGCUGCGCCUGAACCUCCAACUUACGUACCGACACAGACGGUAGUUUUCCUAAUGGCGCUACAUCGACUCUCCGCGCUCAUCAACUCUCUUACUAUGCCGCCUGCAGAAGACUUUGACCGCCCUCCACAACCGCGGACACUGUGGCCAAAGGAAACCCCUUGCGCUAUUAUUGAACGUGCUUCCUGCAGCGACCAGCGGGUGAUUCGUUCUACGCUCGAGCAUGUUUGCCAGGCCUUUGAAGUCGAGGGCUCACGACCACCUGGCCUACUUGUAGUUGGAGCUAGCUGCCACGUCCUGCAUAAACCGGAAGAUCAAAAAUGGAUUGUUGAAGAGGGAUUCCGAGGAUUGGAUGAGUUACAAAGCACGGUCGAGGUACCGAUGAUGAACGAAACGGCGUGA